Molecule: messenger RNA, 713 nt
Organism: Drosophila navojoa
Lineage: Eukaryota; Metazoa; Arthropoda; Insecta; Diptera; Drosophilidae
Gene: Atg101
Product: autophagy-related protein 101
Biological process (GO): autophagy; autophagosome assembly
Cellular component (GO): Atg1/ULK1 kinase complex; phagophore assembly site
Molecular function (GO): protein kinase binding
Source: RefSeq, a predicted model, not a curated record
UAAAUAUAAGAAGUAAUAUUAACAUGAAUGCACGUUCACAGAUUUUUGAUCUUACCAUGGAAGGUCGGCAGGUGGAUGAAGCGGUGGCUAGCAUUUUUCAUACAGUAUUAUUUCAUCGCUGUUCUGGUAAAUAUAUGUAUACUGGGGAUGCACAGUAUUCUAUAGGUACCGUGGGUUACUCUGAUGUUGAUUGUGACUUUAUUGACUUUACCUAUGUUUGUUGUACUUCGGAAAGCCUCAUACGCAAAGUAAAGCGUGCUAUCAAUAUUUUUAGCGAAAAAUUGCGGUCGAGUGAUAGCUGUGGCUCUGGUCAGAUAAGCUUAGAAUUUUUUCAGAAAAAGAAAAAUCGCUGGCUUUUCACACAGGAGUCUAUUCCCUGGGAAGUGUGGACAAUACAUCUAGAUUUAAUUAAGCACGAAAACGAAGAUGAUCGACAGCUUUCUCGCGAAAAUGUAUCUGAUCUACUCACUGAGAAAGUUAUAUACAUUACAGAAUUAAUGAACCGUCAUGAUUAUGUGCCUAAGACUCCCAGUCAAAGCGAGCUAGAUCUAAUUUUCGAUACCUCGUUUCCAGAUAUACAACCCUAUUUGUUUAAAUUUGAUUAUUCGACCUCUGGGUCAACAGCACCUUCAAUGGGAAAUGCAGUGAAAAAGAUAAUUAAAGAAACACUUGCGAUGUGACUACUAAAAAUAAAUAUGGGGGAAAUGUCUAAA